Messenger RNA from Besnoitia besnoiti, 519 nucleotides. RefSeq lists its product as uncharacterized. The transcript has a single exon. Lineage: Eukaryota; Apicomplexa; Conoidasida; Eucoccidiorida; Sarcocystidae. The record is from RefSeq and is a predicted model, not a curated record. The coding region runs from base 1 to 519 and encodes 172 amino acids.
AUGGCGGUAGAUCCCAUCUCCACCCCGCCUAAUCAGACCAGCUUCAGAGGAAGAUUCCUUGAGCCGGUGUCAGACUCUAGCCCACCGCAGCGGGGCGACGCAAGCAACGAUCUGUCCGCCCUUCAGGACGAAAAGAAUGAGAAACUGAAAACUGUCCCAGAGCCAAUUGAAGAGGACGAAGACAGUGGUCGCUUUGGGAACAAAGAGACAUCAAAGCCACCAGAACUCAAUGUGUCACAGGUGUGGGUACAAGAUUCCCCUCAGGAUUACAUCGACGACAGGGGCAUUGAGGGCAUGUCGGACGACGCAGCCAGGACCCGAGCGAAUAUCGCUUCUCUGGAGAAACUGAAAGACUGGCUACUGCGCAGAGUCAAUGGGCUUGCAGCUGACACACUGACGCAGGAGCACAUCACGGCUGCAAGCCGCCAGUGGUCUGCGGAGCUUGAAGCUGUCAUUAGCUCGACCCGUUGUGCUGCAUCCCUGGAAAAGGAAAUGGCGAACAAGGCAGUGCCGCGCUGA